GCAGACCUGCAGUGCGAUCUCAGAGCAUGGCAAUGGGGCUAUGAGACUGAAGGGAGACAGAGAGCAAAGAGAGAAGAGAGCAAGAAGGAGGGGGGAAGUUGAAAAGAAGCGCUUGAGGGAUUUGCUUGGAUGAAAAGAAGGUGGUGGUGGGGGGGAAGAUCUCUGGCUGUAUUGCCCAUCGUGGAUGUUGGAAGGACGUGGCAGCAGUGGCUUAGGUUCAGGCAGGUCUGUGGUCUUCUGUGUUGAAGUAGGAAGCGUCAGGACGUUAUGCCCUGUGAGCAGUGAGGGGUAAGCGUGUGUGUGUGUAUGUGUGUGUGCGUGUCUGUGUUCCUGCAUCAGCGCUGCCUGCAUGUCUCAGACAGGCAAGGGAUGCAGCAAACCUCUGCCCUGAGCGCAGAGGCUGCUAGCUGCACCCAGCGAGGAGAAGAAGAACCAGGUGGGCUCAGAGCAAGAGUUGGGGGUUGCUUGCCUCAGGAAGGAGCUAGCUUAACAUGCACUGUGGUCCCACGGUGGUCCUCGCUUCAGAGGAGAGAGAGCUCACCUGCUGCACGUCGGAUCUGAACCUGGAUUUACUGCUCUGACAGAUGAGAGGCACGUUCUCAGGCGGAGCCGCACUGACAGCAGCCCUCUGAAGGAGUGUGAAUGCUGGGCUGCACUGGGAGCACUGGAACCACCAAGGACACUGAGCCUUUUGCCUCACAGUUCACCUGGAGCGAGGAAUAUAUUCUUGGAUUUGAAUAUAAAUUGAGGAGUUUGGAAUUGGCACACUGGAAAUCCAGCGUUUCUUUGAUGUGGGAUUUACAAUAUGUCUACCUGAUCGUACUCUGUGUGGCUCUGGAGUAAGGACGAAACAUGAUUUGAACUUGGAAUGUGUAUUCCUUGAUUUAAAAAAAAUAACAUGAGUACCUCAACAGUACUUUAGAAUGCUGCUACCUUCAUUGUCUGAGCCUUGUCCUAGCUCUCAAAGAGGUUGACCAAUGAAGCCAUGGGACUCAGCCAGAGCUUUACAAAUGGGGCCUGUGGUAAAGCCCUGGACCAGCCGGUCGGAGAGUGGCUGGAGCACGUGGGGCUGCCGCAAUACGAGAGCAAGUUCCUGCUCAAUGGCUUUGAUGACCUACGAUUCAUGGGAAGUAACGUGAUGGAGGACCAAGAUUUAAGAGACAUGGGGAUCACUGACCCAGGGCACAGAAAGAAAAUCCUCCAUGCAGCACGCGGCUUGCCCAAGGUGAAACCACUGGGUUGUGAUGGCAGCACAUCUUUAUCCUCUUGGUUGGACUGCCUUGGCCUGCAUGAGUAUCUUCCCAACUUUCUCUCUAAUGGCUACCGAACCCUGGAGUGUGUGAAGAACUUGUGGGAGCUGGAAAUUGUUAAUGUUAUUAAGGUCGGGCCCUUAGGCCACAGGAAGAGAAUCAUUGCAUCUCUAGCAGAGAGACCCUAUGAAGAAGCUCCCUCUAAAUCCCGUCGGCUGUCCCCAAUUAUGUUCCAUGAUCUCCUAUCCCAGACCACUUCACCCCUCAGUCAGUUGGACCCUUACACCAGUCGCUCCAUGGACAUGCUCCUCCCCCUGACCGAGUCGGACCGGAGGCGAAGAGCAGUCGAUCAAGACUGCAGCAUUUCGCUGCGAUCCUAUAAUGAGAGGCCGCGCUCUGUAGACAGACACAGUGAACGACAUAAAGAGUCUCGAUUAAACCUCCGGCCGCCGAGCCACUCUGCCACGUACGCCACCGUGUCCGCCUGGCAUCACCAGCCUGAGAAGCUCAUCCUGGACUCCUGCAGGUACGAGGCAACAUAUUUAGGAUCAUUGAUAAUCAGGGAUUUACGGGGGAUUGAGUCCACACAAGAUGCCUGUGCUAAAAUUAGGAAAUCAAAGGAUUCCAAAAAGGGCCCAGUUGUCAUACUGUCCAUCACCUACAGAGGUGUCAAGUUCAUUGAUGCUGCCACUAAGACGAUAGUUGCAGAGCAUGAAAUCAGAAACAUCUCGUGUGCCGCCCAGGACCCGGAUGACCUCUGUACCUUUGCUUACAUCACCAAGGACUCUAAGAGUGGCCACCACUUCUGUCACGUCUUCAGUACUGUGGAAGUCAUCCAAACAUAUGAGAUCAUCUUAACACUGGGACAGGCGUUUGAGGUGGCUUAUCAGAUGGCAGUUCAGUCCAGGGCGAGACACUAUGUGCCUCCAACAUCUCUGGGCUCAGAGUUCAUAGAAACCAAAACCAGCCGCCCAGUUUCUCAGUCGUGGAACAGCACGAGAAGAUCAGCGGGCGCCCCUCUGCUCGAAUGCCGCUGCUGUCACUGUCACACGUGUACUACCCACCGUCCUUCCUUCCUCCCGUUGCACUCUGUUAGCCCUGGAAUCCAGAUCGACCCCCUGGAGAUGGAUGCCGACAUGCAGUCGCUGGGCAGCACCACCUGGCUCUGUGACCAGCGGGACUCCAACAGGCGUCCCGUCAGCACCAACCUGUCCUGUCUUACCAGGCAUCUACCACUGUGAGGCACUAUGAGGAGGCUGCUUUGCUAGCAUGGGAUGCAAGAUGGACAAAUAACAUAUAUAUAAAUAUACAUAUAUAUAAGUGAAAGACAAAAACAGCAACCUGCAGCAAACAACCUGUAUUUUUUUACUUAUUUGUACAGUACUCAUAGUAAGACCAUAUAUGGAUUGGUCACAAAUCUAUCACUGAUGUCUGAACUCAAAGCGGACUGAGAACUGAAGCCUCCUUACACAAUAUUGCAGUAACUAUAAUUAACUAAAAAAAUCCCACCUGAUCCCCUACCCUGCCAAACUCCAGCACCCAACAGCUGCACGCCUACAACCAGUUUUUAACAAACAGAAAGGAGGAAAAAAAAAAGCUACAUUUUGGAUUUCCUGCUGUAUCUAACUGUGACUGGCUGGGAAGAUGUGUAGAUGAUGGUCCAGGUUUGUUGAGAUGAGUCUGGCCUUGUACUGCCCAGUGCCUGUCAGCAUUAAUGGUAGCGCUGAGAGCCUGCAAAUCUUUUUCAUUUAUAAAGCAAAACUAAAAGCACUGUGUUUAAAAAAAAAAAAAAAACUAAAGAAAAAAAAAACAGCACUAUCCCUUUUAAAACUUUGUCUUAUUACAGUGCAAGUGUAGUAUUAGUGCAUUUUGUGAUACUUUUUUAAAGAUGGGAGGUAAUUGAAAACAGAUGAUAAAUAUCUCGACAGAAGUAACAUCAUAAAGACAGGACAAAGAAAAAGAAAAAAAUAACAAAAGUAAGCAUAUUUAGGAUGUUGGCAGUAGUCCCAAACUUUGCUUAUUUUUGUAAUCUACAAUCAAAGAUCAGUUCAUUUAAGCAAUAGUUUAGGACUUUUGAAGUGACGAUAUGAUAAAAAGAAAAAAGAUAUUAAUAUCUUGCCUGCAGUAAAGAAGUCUUUUGGUGUCUUCAUUCAUACAAACAAAAAAUGGUCAUGUCCUGAAGGCUGAAGUUAAAAAGUAAUAUGACAGGGGUAAAUACCAAAAUGGACUUUUCUUUCCCAAAACAUCUAACUGAAACAUUUUAUUGUUUUAUGAACUCCUCUGAUAUCACAAUUCUGUUUGAAAGUUAUUUAGAUUGAAAUUGAUGAGUAUUUACAUAGAGAAUUGGGUCAAAGGAGGUGUGCCAUCAAUGACCUUCCUGUGUGAAGCACAUGCAUCCAGUUAUAAUCUGUACUUGCUUCACCCUUGACAAUUUGCGGUGGGUUGGGAUGGUACUGGUGCUGACCUCCAGCAGUCUUUGGGUGAGAGGCCUGGUGCUCCUUGCAUGUGCUUCCUGGUUGUCACAAAGAAACACACAAGACAAACACCAUGCAGACAACACAUUUACAGCAAUUUAUAAAGACCACUUAACCUAAUCGUCAUGUUUCUGACUCAUAGGACGAGGCCGAAUAAUGAAAAUAAGAUUCAUUGUGUUCCCUGAUAAACUUUUCAAGCAAUUGGAAACAUUUUUAUCUUAAAAAUGUUAACCCAGUAGUUUGGUAACAGCCUUCUAUUAUAUCUCAAAGUCACUUCUUGGAUCAGUGAACCAAUAAUCAUACAUUUCUGGUCUUGUAAUGUAGGUUGGACAAGCAAAUCCCUCUUCUUUAGUGCUAAGUUUGCACUUUUCUGGCAGGAUGUAAUAAUGCUGCUUGCUCUCCCCAACUUCAAACUUUGGUGAAACUCAGCUGGUGUUGCAGAGAAUGGCUUAUUUUUUGGCUUGGUUUUAUUGUCAAGUUCAAGUUGAUAAGGACUUAUUUUUAUUUUGUUUAUUUUGACAACUUUUAGCUCUCAGACAAAAAUAGAGGCUAUUCUCUAACAUUAUUUUUAUUGUUACUUCAAGACCCAAACCAGGUUUUGUUUAGUCUAAAGCUAUCCACGCAUAUGAAAUCAAGCAGAUUACUCUUUGGAAGUUCUGGGCAGAAGCACUUUACAGGUUCUGCUCUCUGUACAUUUUUAGUAAAAUCAUUAAGUAAAUAAUCCUCAAUAUCUAUGUAAAUAAUCUUAAAGUGCUGUGUCAAUGGUUGAAAGGUUUAUAAAAUAGUGUUCUCGCAUAAAUUAACUUACUUUUAGAAGAACAGUUCAGAUAAAAAAAAUCAAUUAUGUUUUAAUUAUUAUUUUUACAAACUUUAGCUUUAUAUGAGACCAUUGCUAUGACUAUUUUCAUGGUCCAUUUUCAGUUGCUGUUUCAUGCAGGAAGUUAAUUGUUGUUGCACCUCCUCAUAUGUCCGUUUAGAAAGUAAAAAAUCGAAAGUUUCUAUUUAUAUAAUCUCCAAACACAAGCGUUUAUUUUGUUUAAAAGUUUUUAAAAAGACUUUGCAAAAUUGUUGACAUAUUAGAGAUUUUCUUUUAAGAUGGUAGAAGUCCACUUAGUGUUUUUAGCUGUUAUUUUCAGCCUCCAGAACUAACCAAGAUGUUUUAACAACCUUCUAACAUAACCUCACUUCAAAAAUCUUGAGCUGUUUCUUUAACACCAAUAUAUUUAUGGCAAAGAUUGAUUCACUUUUCCCUUCAUGGGAAGCUUAUUAUACAUGAUUACACGUAGCUUUCUAUUUAACUCCAUUUUCAAAUUUGGUACAGUACACGUAAAAUAUGUCACUUCACGUAAUUGAGAGUGUUUUGUUUUUUCCGUCUAGUUAAAGCAAAUAGUAUAUAAAGCUGGAAACAACACAUGGUUAUUUUUUAAACCAAGUAUUUUCCUCCUGCACUGUGAUUGGAAAAAAAAAAGAUGCAGAUUGUGACGAUGAGACAUGACUGGGUGCCCUCUCCUCUGCACUGCCAAACAUGCGUGCUGUUCGCUUUGUUUCUGUCUGUCCUUGUGGACAUUUGGACUGCAACAUCACUGGCCGCUGUCCUUGUUUCUGUGUGUCGCAGGAGGGUUGAGAGAGUUCUUCUCCAAAGACAGUGUGUCUGGAGACUGUAUUGAUGUAGCUGCUGUCUGUGCGGCACUCUGGUUGUGUCAUUGCCACUUUGUUCUGACUUUUAUCUGUUAGCUUCUACUGAUGAUGCAUGUUUGGCAGUGUCUUUGUGUUUUGUCCCCUCUGAUGCAUUUGGCCUGAGCAGUCUCUGUAUGUUCUGUACUGUAGCAGCGUCUCGUCUCCACUCUUUCAUCUGCCAUAUGUCUUUUAUGUUCCCACUCUCUGUUUACAUGCUAAUUCAUCACCCAUCCCUCCGUUUCCACCCUUCUCACCAUUUUUGUCACUCGUCCCCUCCAUUUUGUGUGUCUCCAGGACAACCUGCUCUCGUAUGGCUGCACACUAUAAAAGAAAAAAAAAAAGAAAAGCAUUACACUUUAAUGAAGAGCAGCUAUUUAAAGCGAGAAUUGGUAGCAUGAUGUGGCUGUGCAUGUACCUGUCCUCUUUUUAACAUUCGUAUUCUCCCUGUGUAGCUCACUCCAACGUUCAAGUUUCCGGACACCAAGCUGUGAGUUGAAGGGGAGCAGCUGAUGCGAGUGUGUUUGCGUGUGUUGAAUUAGUGCACAAAGCAGUGGGAAAAUGGUUAAAAGAGAGAGAGAGGGAGAAGGGGCCAACCAGCGUUACUCUGACAUUUAGAUCUCACUCUGUACACCUCCUGCUCCUCCACUGCCCCCGAGAUGAAUUCCCAACUCACAGUCAAAAGGUAACUCGUGGUCCCACAUCACUGGCUGAACAGGACCUGUAUAUCACUCCUGUCUCGAGAAAGGUCAAGUCUACUUCCUGGCCUCCGUGUGACUUGCGGAUCUUGUCAUGUAGGUACUGUUAUGUAUAGAGCACUGUAGACCGUUAGUAACAUAGACCAUUAAUGAGAAUUUCUGUUGAUUCAGGUCUACUGAAGAUAGCAAGAGCGCAGUUUGAAAAAGGGUAACUAAAGAGAAAAAAUAAACUGUACCAGCAUACAAUGCUUUGCCCAUAUUUGUGGUCAGAGUACGGUUUGUUGUUGAAAAUGUGAUACUGUUUCAAAUUUCAAAGCAAUAUUAUAUUCAUGAUAUUAAAUAAUACAAAGACUAAAGAAACCCUCCUAAGUCUGUUGUCAGCAUUGAUUUUCUUUACAUGGCUGAGCAGUUAAAAACAGACACAUUACACCAGCUGUUUGAAAUCAAAAGUGACAUUACAAGAUGGUAAUUAUUGUACAAUUGUGCUUUCAUUGUUUCCCCUACUGAACAAGAUUAGUGGGUGGUGCGACUUCUAAUCUAAACAAACGAUUAGCCCCGUUUGUGCCUCUCUUGUACUUUAUUAUUUUUCAAGUUGCAGAGCUGAAGCUCUCACAGAUCUUUGGGGGUGAAAAAAAGAAAGAGAAGAAAAAACAAACAUUAGUACUGCUGUGUCAGUGUUGUUGGUGUUCAGAGAACCAUCUAAGUAUGAACAAAAAAAUUAAAUGUCAAGUGACUAACUUUAAGCGUAUUCGGGAAUGACUUGAAUUACACUUCACAUUCUGCAACAUAUUUUUAAACACAGAUUUACCUUGUAUUUUUAUGUGCUGUACUAAACAUGUAAAAAUAAAUAUAUAAUCUCUGUAACAAUGUCAGUAAAGUUUUAGCAAAAGAAACAAGUCAGAAAUCUUUGUGGCACAGGAUCCUGGAAAUCCCCAAAACAACAAGAUGAAUUGUUAACAGACCUGACAUGUUUGAGGCUUUCUGAACAUUUAGCUUGCAGCUAAUGCACAGCUGUGUGACUUCCCAUCCACCUCACUGAGACAGCAGAAAAUUCACUCAGUUAAAGGAGCAUUCCCACUGUUUUCUCACAUGGCGCUUCAUUGAUGUAUACUGAUUAAAAAACAAACAAAAAAAUCAAAUUUUAUUAUUAGAUUGUGGAAAUUGCUCAACAGGAUGAAAAUUUCACAAAAGAGUAAAUUAAAGAUAUUGCCUAAAUAAUUAUGCUCAGAGUUUUGAAACCUGCUUAAACACCUUAGCCUUGAGUCACGAGGUUAAAUACUCUAUCACAGUUAGCUUUAAUUUGUUUUGAUUUUUUUAAAGUUCAUAUUGUUUUAUUUUUAUUAUAGAGGAAGCCAAUUACACAACAACACUCACUUCUUAUGUACUGUUCCUAAGUACAAAUGAUUAUGAAUCGAAAUAAAUAAAUUUAUCUGCAUUAAUAUUUUCUUCAAAAUUUUAAUGCAUUUAUCAAAGAACAAUAAAUGUACUAACCACAAGAAGGGCAUCUAUUUUACUGCAGGUGUUUUAUCAUCUGGAGGUUUCUUUUGGAUCAUGGUGGAACCACAUUGCUAAUAUUAAACAUAAAAUCUAUCCAAAUAAUUUUACUUACUGAAGCUGACAGAACCUCCAUUCAGUGUACAGAGGAAGAACAAAACAAAAUGUUGCAGGAACUUGACACAAAAAAGACAAACAUAAAAUAGGAUAUAAAGAAAAGAAAGAAAAAUAUAAUCCAAUUAAAUUUUGAAAAGUUGAUUAGUCCUCUUGAUGGUUCUGUCUGAAAUUACAAAUCCAUCUCAUCGAAAGAAGUUUCAGGAUAUGAGCCAUCACAAGGGACUGAUCAACCAAUAAGAAGCAAAGCUGUAAAAACUUAUAUUAACUGAUCACAAAGAAAUUCCACUAUUUUUAGAAAACACCUCAUUUUGAUGUGGAUAUUUUUAAUUUCCAAAAAUCUUAGUAAUUUAUCACUGUAGACUUAAGAAAGAACUGAGGUUGGUUUCUUGUUCACAUUGUUGUUUUAUAAAAAGAAUCUUGGAUCAAAGAUCCAAAACCUCUUUUCAAAGAGGUUAAAAUACCAUUUUGGUAUGUAAUCAAGUUCUGCAGAGAUGAUUAUCUUGUCCAAGUGAUUCCCUGCAGACCACAAGCCCCUGAGGUUCAAUUUCAUAAUAAAACCCAAAACUGUGACUAAAACUAAUACAAACUAAAGCUACUUUAGACCAAAUCUUUAUUAAAAUAAACUUAAAGAUAUAUAUUU
Messenger RNA from Gambusia affinis (western mosquitofish), 8347 nucleotides. It is a transcript of the gene anks1ab, whose product is annotated as ankyrin repeat and sterile alpha motif domain containing 1Ab. The transcript has 14 exons. Gene Ontology annotation, molecular function: protein binding. Bases 986 to 2491 code for a protein of 501 amino acids. Lineage: Eukaryota; Metazoa; Chordata; Actinopteri; Cyprinodontiformes; Poeciliidae. The record is from RefSeq and is a predicted model, not a curated record. Gene Ontology annotation, cellular component: cytosol.